This is a messenger RNA of Physella acuta, 3078 nucleotides long. RefSeq names its product purine nucleoside phosphorylase. Gene Ontology annotation, biological process: nucleoside metabolic process. The record is from RefSeq and is a predicted model, not a curated record. NCBI's taxonomy places the organism in Eukaryota, Metazoa, Mollusca, Gastropoda, Physidae. Gene Ontology annotation, molecular function: purine-nucleoside phosphorylase activity. Gene Ontology annotation, cellular component: cytoplasm.
UACUCUACUGUUUCGCGUCUCACAUUUUCUCCAAGUUCCGUGUUACCGUGUAAUUUAGUGUGUAACUGGAGUUAUAGUGUGUAAAGUACUACUGAAAAUUGACCUUUAAAAGAUUGAAGAAAUUUACAAUGGCUGUUGAUAUGUCUGCUAUAGGGUAUACAUUUGAAGAUAUCCAGGGCAUGGCUAAUGCAAUCCUAAAGCAUACCCCUCUCCGCCCCAAGGUGGGUCUUAUAUGUGGAACAGGUCUAGGAGGAAUAGGAGAUGCUGUUGAAAAUCCUGUAACAAUUCCUUAUGAUAAAAUACCCGGAUUUCCUGUCAUUACAGUGGUGGGGCAUGCUGGGAAAUUUGUGAUAGGCACUUUAAAAGGAAAACCAGUUCUUUUAAUGAUGGGAAGAUUUCAUUAUUACGAAGGACAUCCUAUGUGGAAGGUUGCCAUGCCAGUCCGUGUCAUGAAAGCCAUGGGGAUAGAAACCCUACUGUUAACCAAUGCCGCAGGUGGGCUAAAUCAAGACUACAAGACAGGUGACAUCAUGCUCCUGACAGAUCAUAUUGAUCUACCUGGUCUAACUGGAGAAUGUGUGCUCAUUGGUAAAAAUGAUGAAAGGUUUGGUCCAAGAUUUGUUGCUACCAAUGGAGCCUACGAUGUAGAUCUGAGGCAGAAGUUCUUGAAGGUAGCCUCUGAUUUGGGUCACGCCAAAUUAAUGAGGGAAGGUGUUUACAUUAUGAUUGGUGGACCCACAUUUUCCUCGGCAGCUGAAGCUCGUGUGCUGCGCAUGUUUGGAGCUGAUGCUGUUGGAAUGAGUACAGUGCCUGAAGCUGUUGUGGGGCGCCACAGUGGUAUGCGUGUGUUUGGGGUCUCCCUCAUCACUGACAUGGUGGACCUGGAUGUGGGAUCUCAGUUUCAGGUCACCCACGAGGAGGUUUUAAAGACAGCCAAUGAACGAGCCCAGCUAAUGCAAAAAAUGUUCCUGAACUUUGUACAACUUAUUGACUAGAUUUGAUGUUAACUACUUUUAGAGAAUAGUAAUGUUAUCGUUUUAUAAGUAGAUAUCUUUUUACGAAUGAAACAUUGUAUAAAAAGUAAAUUAUACACAUUUUCUGUGAAAAGCAAAUCAUAUAUUUUAUGAGUUAAACAUUACUGAAAAUUAUAAUUUUGCCAUAAAGCAAUAAUUUGUGGAAACAGUAUGUGAACAGAUUGAUCCAUUGUAAACAUGUAUGCCUUCAAGCAAAAGCUCAAUGUUUUUUUGUUUUUAACUCUGUCUUCAUCAGAGUUGUAGCAGAUUUGUAUAACCAUAGGAAGCAAAGUUUGUGUUGUAGCAGAAUUGUAUUACCAUAGGAACAUAGUUUGAACUCUUGAAAUCAAUUGUAUCUUUGCUUAGAAAUUUUUUUUUAUUACAUUUAACAGUUAGAUUAUAAUAGUUAGCUUUUCAGCAAUGAUUAAUAGCUGUAUUUUACAGAAAUGUUAAAGUAUUGUGUUUACUAAUAAUGUAUAAACAGUCCUUGCUCAAACUUGUAUAUUUAUCUAAUUUUUCAAUAACUGACUUAGAUUUCCAGAAAAUGACCAGAGACGAUCCUUUUUCAAAAGUGAUAAUUUUACACUUCAUUUGUUCUUCUUUAUUUUAUGGGAAAGAGGCUGUAUUAUUAGGACUUGGAGAUUGAGCAGCAACAAUAUACAUGUCAUUUUUAAGUUAAAUAAACAUAAUAAGAGCAAAUUAUUUUGGACAAGCUUGACAUUUUUAUACCUUUCUAGACAUCAAUGUUUGAUUCCAUUUUUAUUUGUUAAUGCAUCAUUUUCUCAAAGUGCUUCCAUUUAAGUUUUAUUAGUAACAUUAAUUGCAUUUAACAAGAUUAUCUGAUAUUCAAGAUUACUCUUGUGGUGAAUCAAAUAGUUGUUCAUUGUGAUUUAGCUUAGUAAAAUAUUUUGAUGGAAACCUAGCUGCUCAAUUGAAAAAAAAUCAAACUUUGUUUUUAAGUGUCCUAUAUUUGAGGCAACUAGUCUGAUCUCAUGACAUAAUAUACUUUCAUGUAGUGCUGUAAAAUGCCAUUUGCCUGAGAGAAUUGGGUCAGACUCAGCAUUUACAGUACACUAAAUAUUGUAUUCAUUGUAUAGUGUUUUAUUUUUGUAAUCUUUUAUACAUCUUUGGAAAUAGCUUAGUAUGUGCUAACAUUCAAUUAGUUUUAGAACUCAUCCUAUAUAAUUUUUUUGGUAUUAUAUUGGCUACAAAAGUUAAAUUUAUAAUGAUUCGUUCAGUAUUAAACAGAGAAUACUUUUACGCAACAUUGUUUUUUUUUUAAAAAAUUAUUUUUGUAUAAUCAAGAUAAAAAUCAAAAUUAUUUUUUUUUGAGUAACACAUCUCUUACAAUUUGUAAGCAGCAGUAAACUCAAUAAUUGCUGUAGAAUGUUAAUUAAAUGUUAGUCAAGUUCUGUAACCCAGCAGUAAUUCAUGUAACACUGGAAAUCCUUAUAUAAUAACAUUAUAUAGUUUUAUUUGACUGUUGUAAGCCAUCAUUAUAAAAUCAUAGUUUAUUUUAUAAAAUGAUACAAUUUUUUUUCACUGCCCCGUGCUAAACUAAUGUAGGGCUUAUCAACAGAUGAUUUCUAUAUUUCUAUUAUAUAUAUUAUAAGCUUUGGUCUAUUCUUUUGUUGACCCACAUCUAAGGCAGUGAUUUCGUUCAAACUUUCCAGGCUCUGGAGACUAUAUAAGAAAAUGUCAUUUGUAAUCUAAUCAAAUAUUAAAGCAUUCAUUAAAAAUCAAUUUUAAAAGAUCACUAAAUUCAACAUCAAAAGGGGAAAUAAUAAAAUUAUGAACUAUUUACACACACCUGAGAUUUGGCCAACUGGUAACCAGGGACUGAUAAUUGUUAAUUGCCAGCUAUUGGUUAGGUUUUAAAGCUAAAUUCUUUAGUUCUAAAGUGAUGAUUGUUUUUGAAAACAGAUAUUGACCUCUAUUUAACUUUAUUUUUAAUUCAGGAUUACUAAAAAGAAGAAAAUAAACCAAGUAUACAAACCUUUAUAAAUAAGCUUUUGAAUAUAUUGAAAAUAACACUAAUUUGCUUUCUUUAGUAAAAGAGUUGGUU